Molecule: messenger RNA, 4231 nt
Organism: Gopherus flavomarginatus (Mexican gopher tortoise)
Lineage: Eukaryota; Metazoa; Chordata; Testudines; Testudinidae
Gene: PLEKHM3
Product: pleckstrin homology domain containing M3
Exons: 9
Coding region: 525-2804 (759 amino acids)
Source: RefSeq, a predicted model, not a curated record
AGAAGCAGGACACAUAUGUUGCCUGUCCUGGCAGAAUGAGGAGUAAUUGGACAGCAGAGAUCAUCCACUAGGAAUAAAUGGCAAAGUGGGUUUUCUGGAGCUCCAGAGGGCCAGGUACAGUCCUUGAGCUCCUUGCAACACGGCAAUCUCCUAAUGACUUCAGCUGGAAUUAUGAUUGCUCCAGGGACUCCAGAUUGCCAUGAACUGGUUACAAUGAAUAACUUAACUGCAUUCCCAGGAUCUGCGUAAAUAACUUAACACUCAGCAAAAUAACAGUGGAGGAGCAGCAAUUCAUCCCUGGCAUCCUACCGCCUGGAAGUUAAGUAGCAGAUCUGAAGUCAAACUCGGAUGCCAACAGCUUUUGCCACCAAAGGCUUUGGUGGCCGUUGUAUUUCUCCCGCCAUAUCUAGGUCAGUGUGGUGCCGCAAGCUUUCCUAAAGCAUCUUUAUCCUCUGUGCCUGGACAUUUAUGCAGCAUCUUCCUAAACCGGCACUGACAACUCAGGCCUUUCAGCAACACGAGAAAUGGAAGCACUAGAAGUUGACGACAUUAGCCCGGCCUUGGAGGUGACGGAAGAUUUCUUCAAUAGCUUUGAUGCUAAGCUGGAAAAGGUUGUGCAACCCUCCGAGGUGUAUGGGGUGCAGGAGGUUCCCGAGCUGGUAGGACAUGAAGUAUUCAAUCAGAUAACGAACAGCGGAGACCUGAGAAACAUCACUUCCUUAGCUAAAAACAGCCUCAUUUGGGAACGCUGCAGAAACGGCCUCUUGGAAGCCAACGCUCCGAAAGCGUUCCCUGCCAAAGGUCAGUUUACAGGGCAAAGGGAGACAGCCCCGGAUAAUCUCUCCUGGGUGGAGCAAAGGGAAGCCUCAACUUUUAAUAUUUUUAAUCUCUGUCAGCGGCGGAGAGACAGGCCCCGCUCUGUGAACGAUAUCCUAGUGCAGAACGAGGAAGCCUCCACUUUCAAGCCAGGGCAUAACCGGUCACGCUCAGAUGCAAGCCGCAUAGACUGGGGACUUGUCUUCACAGGUGCAUCUGUGCAGCCGCCGUUGAGUCAGGACACCAAUUGCUCCGGGCUUUCAUGCCCAUCACCCGCACUAAAUAAGGGAGAGGACGUUCAAGGAAACACUGAACGCAAGCUGACGUUCCCAAAUAUUCAGAAGAAGGGAUAUCUAGAAAUUAGAAAGGACCAUGACAGCUAUUGGCAGCCCUGCUAUGCAGAGCUCUCUCCACACAAACUGUAUCUGUAUUACCUCGACAGCAGCGGCAACCAGAAUUUUCCUAGCGUGUACCUGCUUUCACAUUUCCAAAGUGUCACUGUCACAGUCAGCGCUGAAACAAAGAUGGUGGAUGCCGUUCUGUCGGACAACUCCCAGCUGCAGCUGAAGGCAGAGUCACCGUGGGAGACUUUGGACUGGGGGAAGAAACUUUGGGAGGUGGGGCAUUCCUCUGCGCCAACGUUCAUGAGGCAGCAGGAAGACCUAGAGGACUCACAGAAGCUGGACAACAACAGGGACCUUCCCCAGAUUCAUGGCUUACAAAAGAAGCCUGCUGAGCUUUUCCAGUGUACAGCUUUGAGCCAAAAUACAAAGGAGUACCAAAACAUUCUCAGGUCAGGGACUCUUUAUAGGUUAACGGUCCAGAAUAACUGGAAAGCAUUUACUUUUGUACUGAGCAGAUCUUGUCUCAUGGCAUUUCAGCCCGGGAGUCUCGAUGAAGACCCUCUUCUGAGCUAUAACAUUGACGUGUGCCUGACUGUCCAGACAGAUAUUCUGGAUGACUGUGACUCAUGCUUUCAGGUCAUUUUCCCUCAAGAGGUUCUUCGGCUGCGUGCAGAGACCCGUCAGAGGGCACAGGAGUGGAUGGAGGCCCUGAAAUCUGCUGCCAACGCAGCCAGAAGUUUAGGUCCAAACCUGGAGGUUACUCUCAGAAACAAAGCCAGAGAUCAGCCUCUGGGGAAGGACUUCAGGCAGAGCAAGCGCCAGUCUGUGACCACCAGUUUUCUGAGCAUUCUGACCACUUUGUCUUUGGAAAGAGGACUCACAGCCCAGAGCUUCAAGUGUGCAGGUUGUCAGCGCUCUAUAGGCUUGUCCAAUGGAAAAGCCAAGGUGUGCAGUUACAGCGGAUGGUAUUACUGCAGCACCUGCCAUGUGGAUGACAACUUUCUAAUCCCCGCACGACUGGUUCAUAACUGGGACACUUCAAAAUACAAGGUAUCAAAGCAAGCCAAAGAGUUCUUGGAGUAUGUGUACGAGGAGCCGUUGAUUGACAUCCAGCAGGAAAAUCCCAUGUUGUACAGACAUGUUGAGCCACUGGCGACUGUCGUCCGUCUGAGACAGCAGCUGAGAUCUCUCAGAGCCUAUUUGUUCAGCUGCAGAGCAGCAGUGGCAGAAGACCUGCGCAGGAGAAUCUUCCCCAGAGAGUACCUCCUUCAGCAGAUCCACCUGUAUUCCCUGGCAGACCUACAGCAGGUUAUUGAAGGAAAAUUGGCUCCUUUUUUGGGGAAGGUAAUCAAGUUUGCCACCUCUCAUGUGUACAGCUGCAGCCUUUGUAGCCAAAAGGGCUUCAUUUGCGAGAUUUGUAACAAUGGAGAGAUCCUUUACCCCUUUGAGGAUAUUUCAACAAGCAGGUGCGAAUGCUGUGGCGCUGUCUUCCACUCGGAGUGUAAAGUGAAGUCUGUCCCGUGCCCCAGGUGUGUGCGCAAAGAGCUGCAGAAGAAGCAGAAGUCCUUCUGGAGGAGACUGAAUAUGGACGAGAGCCUGGAAGAGUCUUGUACCAUGUUCGAGCUGUCCUAUCAGAACACAUGACUUCCCUUAGGCCCUGGCUGACUAGAAGAGAUCGUCUUUCUACAGUCACCAGUUCAAGCCACUUCUCAGCUAGUCAGGCAGCAACCUGAUUGCAAAGACUUGGCCUGACCCUCAUCCUGAUUAUCGCUUAGCACUGGCCAAAAGGGCCAUGAAACCUGGAUGGCUUUAGAAUAUCAACAGCCAAAUUGCAUUUUGCAGUGAAGUUGAACCACUAGAUCUCAUGCGAAAUGUGGCUUGCUUGAAAUGUUUUCAGUCAAGCCCAUUAAGCGCUCAACCUUUUGUUUUCCACCUCAGGAGAAGAUUUUCCUCAAGGCAGAAAAGAUUUCCUGCCACGACCACAUGGCUGUUAUUUUUGUUGUUCUUCGGUCAGAAACAGUGAAUCAUCUGCUUAUUUAAGCCUAUUAUUUUUAUUAGUCUUGGCUGAGGCUCUGGUGAAAUGUUUUUCAGGAGCCGAGAAAGUAGCAAUGGUACCGUGCCCACCUGGUUCAUCUGACGCAGAUGCAUGGAUCAUUUUUCUAAUGGCUUUGGGCUUUUUUUUUUCCCUCCACCCAAAGAAAAAAGAGCUUUUCAUGUCAGAUUUUAUUCAGGAUGUUUUCAAACGUAAGACCCAGGAGAAUUCCUUUAGGUGUGUGUCUAUAUUUAUAGCCUUCCCAGCAGAAUACUAUAUGAGCAACAGAGGAUUAAUUGCUAUUUUUGGCUGGGGUGGCAAUACUAUUCUUGCCCUGUUACUGGAGCAUCAUACCUUCUGCCUGCCGCUGCUGUCUACUCAAGCCUCUAUUAACGGGAUAUUAGUUCAAAUCCCCGGUACGUUCACAUUCACAGCCAUUUUAAACCACCAGAUCAUUUUGUUUUUUAGCUCAUCUUAUAUUAAUGAGCAAUGCUUUAUCCGUAGGGGUGAUAAACAUGCUUCUCUCACCUGGAUCUGCUAGAGCUACAGGAAAAGAUUUCUUCUGCCUUUAAUAUAUAUAUAUGUGUGUGUAUAGUGUAUGUGUGCAAAAUUUCCCUAAUCAUGAAACAUAUUUCAUCUUUUUCCUGCAUCUUUCUUGUGCAUUUUGUGUGCUGCACUGGCCCCUGGCAGCAUUAUGCAGGCUCCAGAGGGACUUUAGUACUUCAAUAGGAACUUACCAGGGGGAAAGGGCAGUUCUUAGAAGUGUGUUCUGCCCCACAUACCUGGAAUACGGGGAAACAAGAAACACAUAAGUCAUGUUUCUGUGCAAAGAGAAUGUGUGAUCGAUUUAAUUGGGAAAACGUGUAUAUUUCACCACUGACAAUGUCUUUCACCACCAGUGAGUCUUUGAGAUAGUCUUCACUUUAAUCCAUUAAAUAUCUUGAGUUUUUCUCCGAUCCCUACAGAAGUAUGUAUGUUACAUACAUAUGUACUCAUGUAUAUUUAUAGAAAGCAAGUACAGUGUCAGGAGAAAUGUUCA